AUGUGGCUAUGGUUUUUGUUAUAUUUUAUACAACAAUGUACUGGACAGGUGAUUGUGAUACAAACCGACGAGAUAACUUAUCAAAUUGCCGGUAUAUUCGAAACUCAAGCCUUAACACAGCGUCUAGCAUUUAAUGAGAGUAUGCGACAUAACCAUGUUAGUGGCUCUGAUGGAGGAUCUGAUUCCGAUCAAAAAAUGAAGGAUUGGCGACUCGACCCCGUUAUACUUCAGCCGUCUCGGACCGACAGCUAUUCUCUUUGGAGGAAUCUCUGUUCAAACAAAGAUAUGCGUCCGAUUGCCGUAUUCGGUCCACAGAAUCCAAUAUUUGACGGAGCAAUUCGUGACCAAUGCGCAAUUGCUAACAUCCCUCACAUACAAGCUACGUGGCAGCCAAUGGAUCCCAACAUCGAAGAAAUAAUUGCAAAUAAUGAUGACGUAAUUAAUGACGACGAAAGUAAUGAUACACCGGUGUUUAAAAACAUUUCGAUAAACUUUUAUCCCGCUGCUGAAGAUAUUUCAUACGCGUACGCGAUGUUACUCAAGUACUAUGGAUGGGAAAAUUUUGCUGUUUUAUAUGAAGACAACUUUGGACUUAUGAGGAUACAGAAAAUUUUAGCAGAAUACACGGGUCAAAUACCGGUAACUGUAAGGAGAUUAGAUCCCAACGGAGAUAACUUUAAGGUAUUUAAGGAGUUAAAACGAUUCAAAGAAUUCCGUAUAAUAUUGGAUUGUCAUGUGGACCGAAUUCUCAAAUAUUUACAUGAAGCUAGAGGUGUAAAUAUGAUCAAUCAUUAUCAGCAUUAUAUCCUUACAACAAUGGAUGCAUCAAUUAUAGCCAAAGAUCUCUUACCCUUUCAAUCCAACAUUACAUGGCUCAGUCUUACGGAUUUUGAUAAGCUAGAGGAUGCCCAACACUUCCUGGCUACUAGAGUUGGUAAAUGGGCCAGUGAAAUAGUUCAGUUAGACUCACCACCUGUCACUAAUAUAGAGAUCGAAGCCCUCGUUAUGAACGAUGUAGCCAAUCAUGUCCUUAAAGCAUUACAAAAAGUUGGCGAUGCGGAAAGUAUUACAAUAAGAGACGAGGAAUUCUGUAAAAAAGACGGCGACCCCUGGCCGCUUGGAGCUUUACUUCAAGCUGAAAUAUUAAAGGCACAAACAACGGGUGUGACUGGAAACAUAGAAUUCGACAAGUUUGGGCGAAGAUCUAAUUAUACUCUGUAUGUUAAUGAAAUUCACGUGUCGACGAGACAAACUGUUGGCACUUGGAUAUCGUCUAACAGAGAUAGUAUUAUAGAAGACCGACCAAGCACUAAACUUAAUAAUCAACAGCAAACCAGCAAACACUUUAUUAUUAUAUCACGCAAAGCCAAGCCGUAUUUCAUUGACAAAAUCAAAUGCCCACCAGAUAACGACACAUGUGUGGAAGAGGACGCUGACGAUAAAUAUGAAGGGUUUUCUGUUGAUCUCGUCAAAGCCAUAUUUGAUAAAUUAAGACAUUAUAAUUUUAAUUACACCUACUCGUUUUUACACGAUGAAGACAAAAGUUAUGGGAAAUAUGAUCCUGAACAAAAAAAAUGGACUGGAUUAAUAGGAGACUUGCUUGAUAAGAAAGCUGACUUGGCUGUAUGUGACCUUACAAUAACUGAAGAGAGAAAAAGCGUGGUUGACUUCUCUGUUCCAUUCAUGACUUUAGGAAUCAGCAUUUUGUACACAAAGGAAAGGAAAAUAUCCCCUGGAUGGUUUUCUUUUCUAAACCCAUACAGUUUUGACAUGUGGAUGCAUACAGCGACUGCGUAUUGUGUGGUUUCUAUUGUACUCUUUGUAUGUUCAAGAAUAUCACCAGCUGACUGGGAGAACCCACAACCAUGCGACAAAGAUCCAGAGGAACUUGAGAAUAUAUGGAAUUUCAAAAACUGCGUUUGGCUUACUAUGGGUUCCAUAAUGACACAAGGAUGUGACAUUCUACCUAAAGCAAUUGGUUCACGAUGGGUGUGUGCUAUGUGGUGGUUUUUCGCCGUGAUCGUGUGUCAAACAUAUAUAGCUCAGCUGUCAGCUUCUAUGACAUCUGCCCUAGAAAAUGAACCAAUAAACAGAGUAGAGGAUCUAGCUAAGCAAAAUAAAAUUCUCUAUGGUGCUAUUCGUGGGGGAUCUACUCUAGACUUUUUUAAAAGUUCAAAGGACAAAAUGUUCCGUCGUAUGUAUGACAAUAUGAUGGCCAAUCCAGUUGUUCUAUUAGAGAGUAAUGACGAAGGUGAACGACGAGUUCUCCACGCAAAAAACAAAUACGCCUUUUUCAUGGAAUCGUGCACUAUUGAAUACAAAUUAAAAAGAAACUGCAACCUCAAGAAAGUCGGCGGUGAAUUAGAUUCCAAAGACUACGGGAUCGCGAUGCCAGCAAAUUCCCCAUUCCGAACGCACAUAAACAGAGCGAUAUUGGAACUGAAGGAGUUCGCGAUUAUCGAUAAAAUUAAACGUAAAUGGUGGGAAGAAAAAUACGAAGCAAGACAAUGUGAUGGCAACACUGACGAGAGCGACGUGGAAGGAGACUUGGAAAUGGAAAAUUUAAUAGGUGCUUUCCUGGUCUUAAUUGUCGGUCUGGUGCUAAGCUUAAUUAUAACGGCCGCUGAAUUUAUGAACGAAGUACGGAACAUUGUGAUCAGGGAGCAGGUAUCUCACAAAGAAGUUUUUAUGAAAGAGCUAAAGGCGUCGUUAAACUUUUCCCAACUCCAAAAGCCGGUACUCCGCAAUCCGAGUCGAGCACCAUCCAUUGCCUCUGACACCACUGAAAAUAAUAUGAAACGAGCUGCCAAUAUUGAGAACUUCAUUGAAUUCGAAAAAGAACCUAUGUGA
This is a messenger RNA of Pieris macdunnoughi, 2850 nucleotides long. Lineage: Eukaryota; Metazoa; Arthropoda; Insecta; Lepidoptera; Pieridae. The record is from the annotation of a GenBank genome assembly.